GAGAAGUAUGAUGAACUACGCCGAGACAUGAAAGCUCUCCAUGAAAAAGGGAAAUUCGGGAAGACUGCGUACGAUCUCUGUUUGGUACCAAGUGUGCAGGUACCUCACAAAAUUCAAGAUUCCAGAUUUCGAGAAAUACAAAGGGAGUUCUUGUCCUGAGGAACAUCUAAAAAUGUAUGUGAGAAGGAUGCCUGCAUACGCCCAAGAUGAUCAGAUUCUUAUUUACUACUUCCAAGAAAGCUUGACCGGCCCUGCUUCAAAGUGGUACACAAACCUAGACAAAACAAGAGUUCAAACUUUCCGUGACCUUUGCGAAGCUUUUGUGGAACAGUACAGUUACAAUGUAGACAUGACUCCGGACCGAAGUGACCUCCAAGCCAUGACUCAGGGGGAUAAAGAAACGUUCAAAGAGUACGCCCAACGGUGGAGAGACACCGCUGCCCAAGUCAGCCCACGAAUUGAGGAGAAAGAGAUGACCAAGCUCUUCCUA
Medicago truncatula (barrel medic) is the source of this 490-nucleotide messenger RNA. RefSeq lists its product as uncharacterized. Lineage: Eukaryota; Viridiplantae; Streptophyta; Magnoliopsida; Fabales; Fabaceae. The record is from RefSeq and is a predicted model, not a curated record. The annotation marks the transcript as partial. The transcript has a single exon.